Messenger RNA from Nannizzia gypsea CBS 118893, 1242 nucleotides. Its product is annotated as histidinol-phosphate aminotransferase. Gene Ontology annotation, molecular function: L-histidinol-phosphate:2-oxoglutarate transaminase activity; pyridoxal phosphate binding. The coding region runs from base 1 to 1242 and encodes 413 amino acids. The record is from RefSeq and is a predicted model, not a curated record. The transcript is spliced from 3 exons. Gene Ontology annotation, biological process: L-histidine biosynthetic process. NCBI's taxonomy places the organism in Eukaryota, Fungi, Ascomycota, Eurotiomycetes, Onygenales, Arthrodermataceae.
AUGGCGAGAGCAUCUCCCUUUGACCUGUCCAAGUGCGCGCGACCAAAUAUUCUUCAAUUGCAGCCAUACCGAUGCGCAAGAGAUGACUACAAGGACGACGGCACAAACGUCCUUCUUGAUGCCAACGAGAACGCAUACGGUCCCAGUCUCAGUCUAGAGUCCAUCAAGAAGUCUGCAGGUGCUCAAGAUGACUCCAGUCCUGGCGACAUCGAUUUCCUGGGCUUGCACAGAUACCCUGACCCACACCAGGUUGAGCUCAAACAACUAUUCUGCAAUCUACGCAAUACUAGAGUCCAUACGCAAAAGGAGCUGAAGCCGGAGAAUCUCUUCGUUGGCGUGGGCUCUGAUGAGUCAAUCGAUGCCCUACUUCGAUGCUUCUGCACGCCUGGAAAGGACAAGAUCCUGACAUGCCCUCCUACAUACGGCAUGUAUGGUGUUUCUGCUCAGGUCAAUGACGUUGAAGUUGUCAAGGUGCCGCUAGACGUUGAGCGGGGAUUCCAGCUUCGCCCAGAUGCCAUAAACGAAGCUCUAUCCGCUGACCCCUCUAUUAAGAUCGUAUACAUCUGCUCACCAGGAAACCCGACUGGGAACCUCAUCAAAAAGGAAGACAUACAAAAAGUUCUCGAGCAUGAGACGUGGAAUGGAGUGGUCAUCGUUGACGAAGCUUAUAUCGAUUUUGCUCCUGAAGGGGCCAGUCUGGCGGAAUGGGUCACCGAGUGGCCGAACCUCGCUGUCAUGCAGACUCUCAGUAAAGCUUUCGGCCUGGCAGGUAUCCGACUGGGAGCCACGUUUACCAGUCCAGAGAUUGCCCUCAUGCUAAAUAGCAUGAAAGCUCCAUAUAGCAUAUCUACCCCUACCAAAUCUCUUGCUAUUGCUGGUCUUACCCCUGAAAAUCUUGCAUUGAUGCACAAGAACAGAGAGAAACUGCUCGCCCAGCGUACGAGGAUACUUGAGGAAUUACCCAAAGUUCCCGGCGUUGGUCAAUUUUUGGGUGGCACUGACUCAAACUUCCUCCUAGUAGAGAUGCUAGACAAACCAUCAAGUGAGGGCGGGAAGCCUUGCAACAAGGUUGCCUUAUCUGUGUAUCGGACCCUGGCCGAAAAUAAGGGAGUAGUUGUUCGGUUUAGAGGUAAAGAGUACGGUUGUGAAGGCUGCCUGAGGAUUACGGUUGGGACAGAAGAAGAGGUUACAAGAUUCCUAUCAGACCUGAAGACAGUUUUGGCAGACGUUCUUGCCAAAUGA